AGAUACGUCCACCUGUAAGUCGAUGUUUCUUGAUGCCUCUUUUACCGUCCCACGACAAUGAAUAUGAAAUAAUAAUGGUAUUCAACGGGCAAUUAUGAGUCUGUCUCUCCCUCCACCGAAAGUCCUCAUUCUAGCGGUUCACCUUGCUGCAAAUGCCGCCGUGGACAAGUUGGCGUUCCUCGUACAGCAACAUCCGACAGUUCUUCGGAAAGACGUCGUCCUUCGCAUCCUCCUCACCUACCUCCCCGAGACCCUUCCUUCAGCCAAAUAUGUCCAUCUUAUCGAAGCGCUCUCCUCUGAGGAUUUCGCCGACUGCGAGCCCGUCGACAUCGACUCCUCCGUUGUUGCAGGGCUCUCCGUAGAGGAAGCUUUCAGGAAGCUCCGCAAGCUACGGUUUCUACCGUUCUCUGAUGCGAAGGCACGUGCCGAAGCUGAAAACGACUAUGUGGCUUCGUUUCUGUUCCGAAGAGCCUACAGUGUUGACCAACAUGCCGGCAUGCUGACCCAGCUGCCGAUUUUAUUCGCACCGUUUGCGCCGCAGAACGAUGGCAUCCGCACCUGGAUGGUCUCGACAUUAUUGCCUCUUAUGAGGAGGAAUUUCGAAUACUACCCGCACCAUCCCACUCCGUAUACGCUUGCCGAGUUCCAGGCGCUACCUGACGUCACUGCCGUCAGCGCUCUUUUGUCCCAGACUGGACGAGAUGAGGACCACAACCUCCUGGGUCGUGAUCUUCGCGGUCUUGUUGGACCGUGGCUUCGUAAUGAUGCACGGUGGACAUCUGUGCUAGAUGGGGCCGAUGAUGCUUUACGCGACACGGCAUUUGCGACUGGCAAGCGCAUCUGUCCUGGGUGGGAACGAGUGAUGGAAUGGUUGUUGAUCAAUGCUUCGCAAGAUUGGAGACUCACAUGCGCCGCCGUCAUGCAGUGGAAUGGGUCGCAAGAUGUAGACUUAGGCGACUUCGACGUUGCCUGGCUGCAGGAAGAACACCAUACCUAUCUUGAUCGCCGAUAUGCAAGAGCUAUCAUGGCCUCUGCUUACCUUGUUCCCGAGGCCACCCUUGAUGCCGUAGAAGCCGUCCAUCAGAUGGUCGUCAAGGUAACGGAAUUGCUGGGUGAAGGGGAGUUGCCGUCUUUAAUUUCUGCGGCGGAGUCUCUAACACCUGUUCUGAGCUGGAACCACGACCACAUGACGCGGAACUACACGAUGCAUGUGCGAAACGACCUGCUCUCCGAAUCCAAUCCCUUGACUCGUCCGUCACCAUCGACUACCAGUCUGCUUCACGCACUGACCCUGAGUGCAUAUCUCUUGACCCGAGCUGGGCUGCCCGUCUCGGCGAAGCGAGCCGGCGACUUGGUAUUCUCUCAAGAUGAGCGGGAACAGAAAGCAGAGGCUACCAAGCUCAUCGGUGUGAUCAUGAGCCGGAACCACGGAGCUGAUGACAGUUCCUGGAUCAGGACAAGGAGAGAACUUCUUUGGCUUUGCAACUGGGGCAUCUCCUCGGGCGCAGACGUGUCAGCCAUGGGCGUGUUUGGUCGUGUCGAUGUGGAGUAUCUUGAAAGCGAGUUCCUGAAUGCUCUCCUGUUGAACUCUCGUUAUUCCCUUGCGAAAGACCUCUACGAGGCUGACUCCAGCCCUCUCUCAUUGAACGUAGUGCGGGAUAUUGUACUUGGGGCAGCGUUGUCGGCAUUUGACAACGCAACUAACCCCAACCGCACGAGAGGAGGACUCAAGAAAUGCGAAGAAAUCAUCAGUGCGUUCCCGAAAACCUUCCACGCAUCGCUGCGCGUAAGGCAGCAGGUGGAGCAUUUGCUUAAGGCAACCCAUUCGCUCAGCCAGUACCGGCUGGUCUUGAAACAAGGCGAGCCCUUCACACCAAUCCUCCUCCGCGUACACCCAGAUCCCAUAUCUGUCAUUGGCAAAGUCCUUGAACAAAACUCUAAAACCUACACCCGGAUACAAGACCUUCUCCAAACGGCAUACAGCAUGGUAAGGGCUGGCCUACCGGACAACGGUUGCUCCGACAGUGGGUCCGACGGGGCCAGCUCACUCAGCCUCGAUGAGAGAGAAGAGCAGCGGCUGGUAUCAGCAGAAAUACGCGUGACAGCUAUGUGCAUCGAGGCUGCUCUGAGGGAAGAAGAUUUCGAGACGGCCUAUUCCUAUACUGUCAACCGCGCCACAGCUGAUGCAUCAUCUCGCCUCGGCUCGGAGGCUAUGCUUCACAACCACUCGGCCUGGCGCGCGGCGCUGCAGGCUGGACAGUAUACACGCAGCUCCCGGACCAUAGCCCCGACCCACCUUGGCACUGGUAGCGGCAACCCGCACAUUCGACACCUAGAGCAGCGUCUCGAAUGCUUCUCAACUUCCGUCCGCCUCGCCCCAGCCUCGCAGCUACACGAAAUCCUUGGAGGCUUCCGCAGGUGUGAGGAGCAGUUAGACUCAGCACUCAGUGAACAAAUCGCGCGGGGGAUCGGCACAGAUAAAGACCAUACGGACUUGCAUCGCCUCCCGGGGAGUUUCGGCUUCACGACCGCUCCUGCCCAAAAGGCGAUGCCCUCGGCGAGCGCAGGAAGUGAUGCAAGCGCCAUGAAAGGAAAGGCGGAUGACACUGUACCCAUGUCACUCUUCGAUCUCUCCCGGGCGACAGCACGCGCCGCCUCGAGGAAUUUGUCAGCGUUGUCCAGUCUGCAGCAGUCCUCUAAUGCUGGACAUGCGUCUGUAAAUAACGAGACGGUAGGAGAAUGGGGCCGGGCUGAUGGUAAAUCGGAUUCUCAGCAUCGGGAGAGGAUGCGCAAGCGGGAUCAGCUGCGAGAUGCGGCCAUGGGUACCCUGACCACUGGUGUCGGGUGGCUUAUUGGGGCGCCCGUAACAGGAGAUAGGAGCGAUGCUAAGGAUAACGAGCGAUGAUUUGAGAAUAUUUAAGCCGCAGCAUGAUGUUCCUUAUUUAGUACUGGAACUUAAGGGGCAAGUCACGUGACCUGUCCUGGAGUGGACAGCGUAUCCUAGCUUAUCCUGCUAUAUAGGUAGAUAGGUAGUUUCGUUCUGAUAUAUAUAUAUAUCUAUACUAUCGC
Molecule: messenger RNA, 3069 nt
Organism: Sodiomyces alkalinus F11
Lineage: Eukaryota; Fungi; Ascomycota; Sordariomycetes; Glomerellales; Plectosphaerellaceae
Product: secretory pathway protein Sec39
Exons: 3
Coding region: 95-2905 (936 amino acids)
Biological process (GO): retrograde vesicle-mediated transport, Golgi to endoplasmic reticulum
Source: RefSeq, a predicted model, not a curated record